AGCAGCAAGAAAAUAACAAUGGAAUCUCGGAUGAACAUAAUCCAACAAGUGAAAGUGUUACAUGUGAUGGGCAGCCCAAUUCUCUGUCUGUUGCUGGUGAAAUGGCUGAAUCAAUUCAAAGACGUGAAGGGAUAUUAUCUCAAACAUUUUCUUUGAACAAUGCACCAGAUGAGCGGGAUAACAUGGAAAUUGGAGACAGGAAUGGUGCAACAGUCUCUGAUCAAGUAGAGCAAUUUUCUGAAAUGGUUAACUUGCCUGAGGGGGAUUCUGCUGUGCCCGGAAACCUCUCACUGCAAGCCAUGGGUGAUGAUGGAUUGUCAGGAGGAGAUGGUCGGGCAGGGAACCAAACUGAACAAUCAAUACCUCUUGAAAUUGGUGCAGGGGAGCCAGACACACUGGAGUCUCAGGAUGCUAAUCAGGCUGAUCAAGCGAGUGUUAAUAUUGAGGGUCCUGGUUCUAAUGCCAUUGAUCCUACCUUCUCUUGGAGGCGUUACCUGAAGACCUACAGGCAGAAGUUUUGGCUUCACAACAAUCCCAAUCUGUUCGACCUCCAACUGAUGUACCACCUUCAGCAGAUAAUAUUGACCUGGAGUUCUUAGCUGCUCUUCCACCAGACAUUCAGGCAGAAGUAUUAGCACAGCAAAGAGCACAGAGAGUUGCACUGCAAGCUGAGGGUCGACCUG
Hibiscus syriacus is the source of this 683-nucleotide messenger RNA. Its product is annotated as E3 ubiquitin-protein ligase UPL1-like. The coding region runs from base 102 to 599 and encodes 165 amino acids. Lineage: Eukaryota; Viridiplantae; Streptophyta; Magnoliopsida; Malvales; Malvaceae. The transcript is spliced from 2 exons. The record is from RefSeq and is a predicted model, not a curated record.